AUGGGUGGUGGAGGAAAUAGAGAUCUCUCUGAUGAAGGAAGUGGCGGUGGCGGUGGGGAUGGAGACGAUGAAUGUGGCAGCGGAGGUGGCAAUGGAAGUGGUGAAGUGGGUAAAGGUGUGCAGGAGGAGAAUCAAAAGGCAAUGGUGGCGAACAAUCAGGUAGAGGCAACAAUUGAAAAUAAUUGUUUGGAGCUGACACCAGAAUCGUAUCUGCAUCUGGCUGAAUUUUUGCAGUCUCAAAAGCCCCAUUGUUGGACAGUGGUCUUUCGUCUUUUUGGUGUUCAGACACAUCUUCCAUUUCAAGCUCACCAUCCACCUGACGGCACCGUUGAUGGAGGAGCAAUUAUCGAUCCUUCCCAGAAGGCCGGAGUCGGCGGGAACAAUAAUGGCGCGUUGGUGGUGAAGAAACCACCGGCGAAGGACCGCCAUAGCAAGGUCGACGGUAGAGGCCGCCGCAUCCGCAUGCCUAUAAUCUGCGCCGCCAGAGUUUUCCAGCUGACUCGUGAGCUCGGACACAAGUCUGAUGGACAGACAAUUGAGUGGCUUCUACGCCAGGCGGAGCCGUCGAUUAUAGCUGCCACUGGUACAGGUACUACUCCAGCCAGUUUCUCAACCGUCUCUGCCUCCAACGGUAAUUCUUCUUCCGUCUCUGCUGCCCUAGACCACAAGCCUCAUUCUCAGUCUUUGCUUUCACCAACGCCGUUCAUUCUCGGCAAGCGUCUCCGUCCUGACGUUGAAGACCAACACCAACACCAACACCACAUCGCUAAAGAUGACGUUACAGCUUCCGUGGGUCCCACGGUGGCGGCUGCUGGAGGGUUUUGGGCAUUGCCUGCCAGGCCAGAUUUUGGGCAAGUCUGGAGCUUUGCUGCACCUCCUGGUGAAAUGGUGGUUGCAGCCGCUGCAUCGAAUAAUCCCCAGCAGCAGCAGCAACAGCAACCUACGUCUUCCUUGAGGUUUCUUCAGCAGCAACAGCCGUUGGGGAUGGGGGAAGCGUCAGCUGCAAGGGUUGGCAAUUACUUGCCCAUAGCUCAAGUACAGGGACACCACCUCAAUUUGCUGGCAUCUCUAUCCGGUCAUCCACCUCAAUCCUCCGAACAACGAAGGGAAGGUGAUGCGAAUUGA
This is a messenger RNA of Fraxinus pennsylvanica, 1125 nucleotides long. The record is from the annotation of a GenBank genome assembly. NCBI's taxonomy places the organism in Eukaryota, Viridiplantae, Streptophyta, Magnoliopsida, Lamiales, Oleaceae.